Molecule: messenger RNA, 1024 nt
Organism: Empidonax traillii (willow flycatcher)
Lineage: Eukaryota; Metazoa; Chordata; Aves; Passeriformes; Tyrannidae
Product: A-kinase anchor protein 8-like
Exons: 9
Coding region: 1-1011 (336 amino acids)
Cellular component (GO): nuclear matrix; nucleus
Molecular function (GO): protein kinase A regulatory subunit binding; DNA binding
Source: RefSeq, a predicted model, not a curated record
AUGCCCUGGGCAGGGGAUUGUCCCAGCUGCCCCCCGUGGGUCCCUGAGCCCUGUGCCCUGUCCCAGCUGCAGAGGAGGAGGCUGCGCCGGGAGGCUCCGGGCAGGAAGCGGAAGCAGCCGAGCGGUUCGGACGAGCCGGACAGCAAAGCGGCCAAGACGGACGGGUCUGACAACUCCGACUCGGACAACGAGGAGGGGACGGAAGGAGAGUCGGGGGACAAGGAGGAGAAGGAGGGAUCCAGAGGGGAAGGGGAAGAUGAAGAAGGAAGAGACUCAGAGAAAGGAGGUCUGAGCAUCCAGGAGGAAAUCAGCCAAAUCAAACAGAAACUCCAGGUGGGGAAAAAAACCCAGGACCGGCAAAAGAAGCGGCACCGGGAUCGGAUGGUGGAGAGGAUCCAGUUCGUGUGCUCCCUGUGCAAGUACCGGACGUUCUACGACGACGAGAUGUCCUCCCACCUGGAGAGCAGAUUCCACAGGGAGCACUUCAAGUUCGUGGGAACCAAACUGCCCCAGCAGACGGCGGAGUUCCUGCAGCUCUUCCCUGGCAUUCCAGAGGUGGGCAUGGAGCACUUCCUGAAGAAGGUGGAGGCCGCUCACUGCGCCGCCUGCGACCUGUUCAUCCCCAUGCAGUUCGGGAGCAUCCAGAAGCACCUCAAAUCCCUGGAUCACAACCACAACCGCAGGGCCAUGAUGGAGCAAUCCAAGAAAUCCUCCCUGGUGGUCGCCCGGAGCAUCCUCAACAACAAACUCAUCAGCAAGAAGCUGGAGCGGUACCUGAAGGGGGAGAAUCCCUUCACGGAUGAUCCCGAGGAAAAGGAGGAGCACGAGGAAGGGGAAGGGGGAGCCGGCGGGAACGCGGAGGAGGGAGCGGAGGAGAACAAGGACGAGGAGCCGAGGAGGAGAACAAGGAUCCCGAGGAGAAUCCCAAAAAAGAAGGGGAGGGAGAGGAAACGGGGCCAGAGACAGAGCGGGAGCCCCGGGCACAGACAGAGCCCGGCGAGGCGGAGCUGAACUCCCCGAAUCC